This is a messenger RNA of Zerene cesonia (dogface butterfly), 801 nucleotides long. RefSeq lists its product as uncharacterized. Gene Ontology annotation, biological process: spliceosomal complex assembly; spliceosomal snRNP assembly. The transcript is spliced from 2 exons. Gene Ontology annotation, cellular component: nucleus; SMN complex. The coding region runs from base 231 to 731 and encodes 166 amino acids. The record is from RefSeq and is a predicted model, not a curated record. NCBI's taxonomy places the organism in Eukaryota, Metazoa, Arthropoda, Insecta, Lepidoptera, Pieridae.
UUUCCGAUGACAGUCGUAUAAAUACAAUUAGACCGUACGAAUUUACGGAGUAACUAGUUCUUGAUCUGUCAUUACAAUUACUAUUCCGAAUUUAGAAUUUCUAUAUGAUCCAGGUGCAACAUAUCAGAGCUUGAUCGAUGUAUUUGUUAUAUAAUUUCGUACUAUUUAUCUACUGCUAAUUAAACUUAUUAAGAAAUAAAAAUAAAACAUCUAAUUACAAUUAAUGAGAAAUGGAUAUAAAUAUAAACAACGUUGUUGGUGACUACAGUACAUUUAAAGGCGAUCCAGAAUUUUUACUUUCCUUAAUUAAUAAAUAUGUCAAAGUGGAUGUGCUUAAAAAUGUAAUAUACGCAGGAUAUGUGUUAGCAAUUGACCCAGAGCAGUAUAGUAUUGUUUUAAUGGUAUUGCAUGGAGAUUCAUACAGCAGAGUGCUUAUACCAGGACAUGCUAUUUCAAAUGUCACAGAAAGUACACCAUCAUCAGACAUCAAGCCUUGGCUUAACACAUCCCAUAUAAAUACUGAAGAUGUAUCAAGAAGAAAACUAAUGAUAAUAUCUUGGUUUAGAAAGAACUUAUUACCAGUGAGUGAGUCUAGUGAUAAUAUUAUCCUUGGGAACGCUAUUAUUUUGCCCCCCUAUGGGCCAAUGGAUAUUUGCACUGAUAAUCUAAUGGUAGCUAAUCAAAUACGAGAUAUUAUUAUGAAAAUGCCCGAUGAUUAUGGACCUUUAUGAAUUGUAUGAAAUUUUUAGUCUAGUCGUAUGAAGUUGUUUGUGUUGAUUUGAAUAAAUUUGUUUUAUAUGA